Perognathus longimembris pacificus (Pacific pocket mouse) is the source of this 6482-nucleotide messenger RNA. It is a transcript of the gene Gapvd1, whose product is annotated as GTPase activating protein and VPS9 domains 1. Gene Ontology annotation, molecular function: calmodulin binding; guanyl-nucleotide exchange factor activity; GTPase activator activity. The record is from RefSeq and is a predicted model, not a curated record. Gene Ontology annotation, cellular component: endocytic vesicle; cytoplasm; cytosol. Lineage: Eukaryota; Metazoa; Chordata; Mammalia; Rodentia; Heteromyidae. The transcript is spliced from 27 exons. The coding region runs from base 175 to 4638 and encodes 1487 amino acids. Gene Ontology annotation, biological process: regulation of GTPase activity; vesicle-mediated transport; regulation of actin cytoskeleton organization.
ACGCAGGGGAGCCGAGCGGCGAGCGACGGCGGUGGUGGCAGCGGCGGCCGUGGCAGUUCGCGGCGAGGGCGACGGGCUCCGAGGCCGAGCGGCUGGCUGUCCAGGUGGAUCUCGGCGCCUCUCCUCCCCAUGCGCCCGUUGUGAUCUGCCUUUGCACUUUGUCCACAUUUGAAGAUGGUGAAAUUAGAUAUCCAUACGCUGGCCCAUCACCUCAAACAGGAGCGAUUGUAUGUCAACUCUGAGAAGCAGCUCAUUCAGAGGCUGAAUGCAGAUGUACUUAAGACCGCUGAAAAGUUGUAUCGUACAGCAUGGAUUGCAAAGCAACAGAGAAUUAAUUUGGAUCGGCUUAUUAUAACCAGCGCGGAAGCUUCCCCAGCUGAAUGUUGCCAACAUGCCAAGAUUUUGGAAGAUACACAGUUUGUUGAUGGAUAUAAACAAUUGGGAUUUCAGGAGACAGCUUAUGGAGAAUUCUUAAGUCGAUUAAGGGAAAAUCCUCGUCUUAUUGCGUCCUCCUUGGUUGCUGGAGAGAAACUUAAUCAGGAGAACACACAAAGUGUUAUUUACACAGUUUUUACCUCCUUGUAUGGCAACUGUAUAAUGCAAGAAGAUGAAAGCUACCUCCUUCAGGUUUUGCGAUACUUGAUUGAAUUUGAACUUAAAGAAAGUGACAACCCCAGGCGACUUUUGAGGAGAGGAACUUGUGCCUUCAGUAUCUUAUUUAAACUGUUUUCUGAAGGACUCUUUUCUGCCAAACUUUUCCUCACAGCUACUUUACAUGAGCCAAUCAUGCAGCUGCUUGUUGAAGAUGAGGAUCACCUGGAAACAGAUCCAAAUAAGCUAAUUGAGAGAUUCUCCCCUGCUCAACAGGAAAAACUCUUUGGAGAGAAAGGCUCAGAUAGAUUCAGGCAAAAGGUUCAAGAGAUGGUGGAUUCCAAUGAAGCCAAACUGGUGGCUUUGGUGAACAAAUUUAUUGGUUAUCUCAAACAGAACACAUACUGCUUUCCACAUAGUCUGAGGUGGAUUGUGUCGCAGAUGUACAAAACUCUUUCCUGUGUAGAUAGACUGGAAGUUGGGGAGGUCAGAGCAAUGUGUACCGAUCUCCUGUUGGCUUGCUUCAUUUGUCCUGCAGUUGUCAAUCCAGAGCAAUAUGGGAUAAUUUCUGAUGCUCCUAUUAAUGAAGUGGCGCGAUUUAACCUGAUGCAGGUUGGUCGUCUUUUGCAACAACUAGCAAUGACUGGCUCUGAAGAGGGAGAUCCUCGGACAAAAAGCAGCCUUGGAAAAUUUGACAAAAGUUGUGUGGCUGCUUUUCUUGAUGUCGUGAUUGGGGGCCGUGCAGUGGAGACUCCUCCCAUGUCCUCUGUUAAUCUUCUGGAAGGGUUGAGCAGAACCGUGGUUUAUAUAACAUACAGUCAGCUAAUUACUUUGGUGAAUUUUAUGAAGAGUGUGAUGUCUGGAGAUCAAUUGAGAGAAGACAGAAUGGCUCUUGACAAUUUGUUGGCAAACCUACCACAGGCAAAACCGGGAAAGAGCAGCAGUUUAGAAAUGACUCCCUACAGUACUCCUCAGAUGUCUCCAGCAACCACUCCAGCAAACAAAAAGAACCGAUUACCGAUAGGACAACAGUUAGCAGCCAUCACUGCCUGGGAUUCCUCAGCCACCAACCUUUCUUCGCACAUUACAUUAGUCACCCCAUUUGCAACUCGGAGCAGAAGUCGCACUAAUAUGUUAGUGGAUCUACAUAUGGACCACGAAGGAUCAUCUCAAGAAACUAUCCAGGAAGUACAGCCAGAAGAGGUGUUGGUCAUUUCCUUAGGGACAGGUCCCCAGCUUACUCCAGGGAUGAUGUCAGAAAAUGAGGUCCUAAACAUGCAGCUUUCGGAUGGAGGGCAAGGAGAUGUCCCUGUUGAUGAAAACAAACUCCACGGUAAACCUGAUAAAACGUUGCGCUUUUCCCUCUGCAGUGAUAAUCUGGAAGGCAUAUCUGAAGGUCCUUCAAAUCGCUCCAAUUCAGUGUCCUCUCUAGACCUGGAAGGAGAGUCUGUGUCAGAACUUGGAGCAGGACCUUCUGGGAGUAAUGGAGUUGAAGCUCUACAGCUGUUAGAACACGAGCAAGCAACCACACAAGAUAAUCUUGAUGAUAAGCUAAGGAAGUUUGAGAUUCGUGACAUGAUGGGCCUAACAGAUGAUAGAGACAUAUCAGAAACAGUGAGUGAGACCUGGAGCACAGAUGUCCUGGGAAGUGACUUUGACCCUAAUAUCGAGGAAGAUCGCUUACAAGAAAUUGCAGGUGCAGCAGCAGAAAACAUGUUGGGCAGUUUACUGUGCCUCCCAGGUUCAGGGUCAGUGCUUCUUGACCCCUGCACAGGUUCUACCAUAUCAGAAACAACAAGCGAAGCUUGGAGUGUAGAGGUAUUACCAAGUGACUCAGAGGCCCCAGACUUAAAGCAAGAGGAGCGCCUACAAGAGCUGGAGAGUUGUUCUGGACUGGGCAGCACCUCUGAUGAUACGGAUGUCAGGGAGGUCAGUUCCCGCCCCAGCACACCAGGCCUCAGUGUUGUGUCCGGAAUAAGUGCAACCUCUGAGGAUAUUCCCAAUAAGAUUGAAGACCUGAGAUCUGAAUGCAGCUCUGAUUUUGGGGGUAAAGAUUCUGUCACUAGUCCAGACAUGGAUGAAAUAACUCAUGGUGCCCACCAGCUGACCUCUCCCCCCUCUCAGUCAGAGUCUCUGCUCGCCAUGUUCGAUCCACUCGCUUCUCAUGAAGGGGCUUCUGCUGUGGUAAGACCAAAAGUUCACUACGCCAGGCCGUCACAUCCACCACCAGAUCCCCCAAUCCUGGAAGGAGCAGUGGGAGGAAAUGAGGCCAGGCUGCCUAAUUUUGGUUCUCACAUUUUAACUCCUGCUGAAAUGGAGGCAUUCAGGCAAAGGCACUCUUACCCUGAGAGACUAGUUCGAAGCAGGAGCUCUGACAUAGUUUCUUCUGUCCGACGGCCCAUGAGUGAUCCCAGCUGGAACCGACGUCCAGGAAAUGAAGAGCGAGAGCUUCCUCCAGCCGCAGCCAUUGGUGCUACUUCUUUGGUGGCUGCAUGUCACUCAUCAUCCUCAUCCCCGAGUAAGGACUCCUCCAGAGGAGAGACUGAAGAACGCAAAGAUAGCGAUGAUGAGAAAUCAGACAGGAACAGACCUUGGUGGAGAAAACGUUUUGUUUCAGCCAUGCCUAAAGCUCCUAUACCAUUUAGAAAGAAAGAAAAACAAGAAAAAGACAAAGAUGAUCUGGGGCCUGACAGAUUCUCAACACUCACAGAUGAUCCCAGCCCUAGGCUCAGUGCACAAGCUCAGGUUGCUGAAGACAUUCUGGACAAGUACCGGAAUGCCAUUAAACGGAGCAGCCCCAGUGAAGGAGCAAUGGCAAACUAUGAAAGUACAGAGGUCUUGGCUGAUGGUGAAAGUGCGCAUGAUUCUCCUCGUGAUGAAACUCUACAGAACAUCUCAGCUGAUGAUCUCCCCGACUCUGCCAGCCAAGCAGCCCAGCCUCAGGACUCAGCUUUCUCCUACAGAGAUGCGAAAAAGAAACUGAGGCUUGCUCUUUGCUCUGCGGACUCUGUCGCCUUCCCAGUGCUAACCCAUUCAACACGGAAUGGAUUGCCAGACCAUACAGACCCAGAAGACAAUGAAAUUGUAUGCUUCUUAAAAGUUCAAAUAGCUGAAGCAAUCAAUUUACAAGACAAGAACUUAAUGGCUCAACUUCAGGAAACAAUGCGUUGUGUGUGCCGCUUUGAUAACAGGACCUGCAGGAAGCUGCUGGCAUCCAUCGCCGAGGACUAUAGGAAAAGAGCCCCAUAUAUCGCCUAUCUCACACGCUGUCGACAAGGACUGCAGACGACACAGGCUCACCUGGAAAGGCUCUUGCAAAGGGUUUUGCGGGACAAAGAGGUGGCUAAUCGAUAUUUUACCACUGUCUGUGUGAGAUUACUGCUUGAGAGCAAAGAAAAGAAGAUCAGAGAAUUCAUUCAAGACUUUCAGAAACUCACAGCAGCUGAUGAUAAAACUGCUCAAGUAGAAGAUUUUCUGCAGUUCCUUUAUGGUGCAAUGGCCCAAGAUGUCAUCUGGCAAAAUGCCAGUGAAGAACAGCUGCAGGAUGCCCAGUUGGCUAUCGAACGAAGUGUGAUGAACCGCAUUUUCAAGCUAGCUUUCUACCCUAAUCAGGAUGGGGACAUACUUCGUGACCAGGUUCUUCAUGAACAUAUCCAGAGAUUAUCCAAAGUAGUGACUGCAAACCACAGAGCUCUUCAGAUACCAGAGGUUUAUCUUCGGGAGGCACCAUGGCCAUCCGCACAGUCCGAAAUCAGGACAAUAAGUGCAUACAAAACCCCCCGGGACAAAGUGCAGUGCAUCCUGAGAAUGUGCUCCACCAUCAUGAACCUCCUGAGCCUGGCCAACGAGGACUCCGUGCCCGGGGCAGAUGACUUCGUCCCCGUGCUGGUGUUUGUUCUAAUAAAGGCAAACCCGCCCUGUCUGCUGUCCACCGUGCAGUACAUCAGUAGCUUCUAUGCCAGCUGUCUGUCUGGGGAGGAGUCCUACUGGUGGAUGCAGUUCACAGCAGCCGUGGAGUUCAUUAAAACCAUCGAUGACCGGAAGUGACCGAGACCUGCGCCCACCACCGCAGCCCACUGCAAGUCGGGCAGACAAAUCCUUGAGAACACAUAGCCGCUGCCUUCAAGGCUGAAGAUUGUUUUUGUAUGAUAUUGUACAGCAUUCAGACAUUUUAAAACAGAUCUUUACUAAACAGAUUAAUGUGCUAACAAGCAGGUUCUUUUUUCUUUGGGCUCUUUUCCUUUCUGAUAAUGCAUAUUUUAUUUUCUUGUCCCAAGUAGAGAAUAUUACUGCAAAAAAGAGGGACCAUGUUUUUCAGGUAUUUUGAAACAUUGAAGAACAGACCAGACUCUCUUAGGAAAUUUCUAGAUCUCCAUUAUGGAUAUCCCAUUCUUUUAUUUUCAAAAAGAACAGUACACCUCUUUUAAGAUGCAUCAAAUGGAAGGAAGAUACCAGCUCACUGAGGAUUAGAACAGUGGUGCAUUUGUGGCAUUAUCUAUAAAUACACUCACCUGAGUUGAGAAGCUAAGAAGGAAAUGUAAAUAUAAUAUAUAUUUAUAUUUGAUGUAAUAUGGACAUCUUCAGAUUCUAAUAAACAAGGAAUAUUGCUGAUAGUAGGUUGUGACAUACCCUCUUGUGAAAUGGUUUCCUUGACAAAAUUUAAGCUGAGCUUAAAAGCAAAACACACAGAAGUAUUUAUGGAAGUGUGAGUCAGUUUGUUGAAGUCUGUAGUCCUGGUGUCCACCGAGGAGUGUGGCGCAAAGGCCGGUCCCGCCACGGGCGUGUGGAAUCCUGCAUAGGAGCAGACUUCAGCUCCCACACCCUCCAUAGGAAAGGGCAGUCGCAUCUGCCUGCGUUGUGGUACCUCUCCUCUGGAUGCUAAGUGUGCCCUAGAAACCCUAGACAGAGCUCCUUACAAACCUUUAACUCUUAGAUACUUUUAAUGAUUAUUCACAUUGAAUGCACACAUCAGGAAUUCAGUGAAUGUCAUUUUUUAAAAACAAAACAACUAAUUUGUAUUGUCUGCUCUAGUGUUUCAAGUUUUACUAGUGAUAAACUAUUUUAAUCAACCAUACUGUUCUUAUGGAAAGAAAUCUAUUUUGGUGGUUUCUGUGCCUUUAUUUCCCUCUUCUGAGAAAACAAAGUAUGUGUUUCACUAUUGGUUUGCAUUGUACACCAGUAUUUAAUCAGGACUGGCCUUUGGUGCUGAGCAGCUGGCCAAGGAAGCACACCAGAGCUCCAAGCACACCCCGGGUACAUAGGCCAUCGCCGACCACUUCCCAACUCAGCUUCUUUUAUGACAAAUGCUGCAGCCCCAUAAUUGAGUCCCUUGUUGGCAGCAUUUCCAGGCAUCUGUGAAGGGACCUGUGACCACCAGCUUUGAGUAGAUGGAUAUAGAGCCUCUCUGCUCACCUCUCUGAGAUCUCUGUUUCAUAAUGCCAAAAGAAGCUGGGCAUUCUUUACGCCUCCACCUCUUCUAACUCAUUUGUUUUACAAUACCAAAAUGGUCAUUUUUAUAGGAGUGUGGGAUGGGGUUUCUGCCUUCUAGGGAGAGACCAAAGUUAAAUUAGUACUGCAAAAUAUCCUUUGGAAUGUCAGAUCAAGAAAUCCAUAGUCAUGAGCUUCAUGGGCUUCACUGUCACCCUGCCGGGGUGAAAGUUACAUGCCAUGGCAAGUACACACAGACCGUGUGACACGGCUUCUGGAACCUACAUAGGAGUCCAUUUACUUCAGCCUUUGAUUCAAUAAAUGUUAAAUCAACAGAAGUCUUUGAAUACUUGGAAUUCAUUGUUAUGGGAUUUAACUCAUAAAUCAAGGAGAUUUUCCCCCCUUGCAAUGGUAACUUAAUAUAUUCCAUGUUAUCAUUGUAGAAAUAAAUAUGGAGAUGUGGA